AUGAUUAACCAAGAAAUUCAUGUUGUUUCUUCGCCCGACUUAAUGCCAUAUCUUCACCGCAAAUACAAAGCAAUUUCACUCUGGCAGUUGGAAGGACGAUUCACAGCACAAUUAGCCGGUUUGAGCGAGUCGGCGAGAGACAGGCUCCUGGAAAAUUUGUUAUUUGAUUCUGACACUUCAAGUCUAAUGAUUAAAGGAAUAAAAGUAAUACAAGUAGCUCUGUCUCCUUUAGGUGGCAUGAAAAAAAUGCUUCAAGUCGCAGCGCUGGCCACGAAGGAUCGACUAGAUGAUCAGGCAACACCAGCAAGAAACAACAGAACCGAUCUAUUCGAAUGGGUACGACACGAAUUGACCAUGGUAACAACAGAAAGUUUGUAUGGAGUCAGAAAUCCAUACCGAGAUCCGAACGUUGAGGCAGGAUUUUGGUGAGUCGGCACUACACCACAGGCCAUGGGAAUGAUAACCACUGACAUAUAUAGGUCCUUUGCAGAGGGUUCAAUGAAUCUGUUACUACCAGAUUUCCUUUCGAACAUUAUAGCUACCAAAGCUUUGCGCGGUCGAUAUACAGUCGAGAAAGGGUUUAGACGCUAUUUCUCAACGGGUGCAUACCUUUCCGGCUCAGAGCUCACGAAAGAGAGAUACGAAUUACUAGUGGAUAAGACGGACGGCAGUCACAAAGAUCUUGCGAAACAUGAGACGCUCAAUGAUAUCGCUGUACUAUCAAACACAAUUCCUACGGCGUUCUGGGCAAUUUUCCACGCUUUUUCUGACGCACGUCUCCUUGAGAAAAUACGAACUCAAGUAGAGGAAAUAACAACAUCUGAAGUAUCACCUCAGGGAACUAUCCGUAGAAUCAACCUAGAAAAACUAAAUCAACUACCAAUACUAUCGUCGAUGAUCCUGGAAACCUUGAGAUUCCGGUCAACAGGAACCGGACCCCGUCUAGUCAUGGAAGACACAUUUGUCGGUAGCGAUCAAUAUCUCCUUAAGAAAGAUUCCGUGGUAAUUAUUGCCAACAGGAGACUACACUUUGACAAGAAUGUAUGGGGGGAAACGGCUGAUUCCUUUCGACCUGAUCGAUUUUGCAGUAGAGUUCCUGCAAAUGGAUUUCGUGCAUUUGGCGGAGGAGUCAACAAGUGCCCAGGUCAGGCUUUUGUCACACCUCUAAUGGUGGCAUUUAUAGCAAUGUUGGCAAUGAGAUUCGAAAUCAUACCUUAUGGAGAUGAGUGGGCUGAUCCAGGUCAAGACCUCAGUAACAUGUCCGCGCAGAUAGCUCCACCAAAGAAGAAGUUUAUGGUAGAUAUGAUACCGAGGGAAGGAAUGAAGGACAUGGCAUGGAGUUUUGACGUGUAG
Messenger RNA from Sclerotinia trifoliorum, 1353 nucleotides. NCBI's taxonomy places the organism in Eukaryota, Fungi, Ascomycota, Leotiomycetes, Helotiales, Sclerotiniaceae. The record is from the annotation of a GenBank genome assembly.